ACAGGCUGGUCUCUGCUGCGAGCCUUCAUUGGUCCCGCAGUGGAAAAGCAGCUGGUGACUCACCUCCUCGGGCUAUAAAGGGCGGAGCUACGAGUACAAAGCUGAACAAGGCAAGGCAAACUCAACCAUUUGCACUGCAAGCAGAGACAGAACUACUUCCAGACCUGAUUCAGGAGAGAGAUAGAGAGAGAGAAAACCUGAAUGACUUUGUAAACCACAAACACAUACACGAGGACUGAAAGAAGAACUGAGAGCCUAAAAGAGGAUUACAACUGAGGACUCUGCAGGAACUUGUUUGGUGGGAUUUUUUGUUGUUCUUUGUCAGGUGAGACUUUGUGUGGGAAGUGAUUUUCUUAGUAACAUGAUCCCAAUCAUGGCAAACUCAACCAACCAACUUAUUGAGGACUGUCAUGCCACAAACAAGGCGCUGUAUAAAUUCUACGCGGCUGUCAUGAUCGUGAUCUUUAUCUUGGCUUUGCCUCUGAAUGCGUCCGUCCUCCACCUCUUCAUAUUCAAGCUGAAAUUCUGGAAAUCCAACACCAACAACAUCUUCCUUUUCAACCUGGUGUUGGCCGACAUCCUCCUGCUUUUCUGUUUGCCCAUGAAGGCGUACAACUUCAUCCAGGGAGUGAGGAGGAGUAAGGAAGAUGUAGUGUGCAAAGCUAUGCUCUUCAUGUUGUUUUUAAACCGAGGCGCCAGCAUCGCCUUCCUGACGGUGACUUCCAUUGAUCGAUACUUCAACGUGGUGCAUCCCGGUCGAAAGAAUCUCCUGAGAGCUCUCAAGAAGUCUCCACAGAUCUCUAUCCUCAUCUGGCUGUUUCUCCUGCCUCUCACCAUUCCCACCAUGCUCAAGAACUUUGAGUGCUGCAACAGCCACAAAGACGAUGACAAGGAUAAGGAGGACGCCUUGAUUAAGGAUGUGGUGGACAGUCUGCGAGAAACCGUCUUCUUUACCCAGAUCGUCAUCCCCUUCAUCAUCCUGGUGUACUGCACGGUGCGCAUCGUCAACCGGCUCAGGAAGAAGACAGUUGGGGACAGGACCAAGCUGAGGAGGGCCGUCUUUCUGGUGACCACCGUCAUGGUGGUCUUCUCCUUCUGCUUCCUCCCCUGCACCAUAGCCAGGAUGGUUCUGUUGAUCGCCCGGGUCAACGCGGGUGAAAACUUCCAGGAUAAAGCUGCUGUGGCCUUCGACGGCCUCAUGGUGCUCUCCUACAUGGACUGCCUACUGGAUCCGCUCAUCUACUGCUUCUGCAGCACAAAGUUUAAAGCUCUUUACCUCACCAAUUAUUUCCCAUACUUGGUGAAAGACGCUGCACCAACAGUGGACAGCUCAACAGCGAACACAAGGCAACCCACGGCCAAUACAGUCCUUUGAAUAUCGUGAGAAACAGAGGCUGGAUGGCUGUACAGUAGAGACUGUUAGGUAAAAGAGGAAUCUGAAGAUAAAAUGUGCUGUGAAGACGUACAGUAAUUAUUAAAGUGUCUAUUUUCUAUUGAUUGUUACAUAGAAAUAUAUAGAGGUACAUAUGUAAAUAGGAGGGAUUGUUAUUGUUAUUGUAAGGGGGAAAUAGUUUCCGACAUGUCUAUAAUAUGUUAACGUUGGUGGACUUUUAUUCAGUGAACAGUUUUUAAAGAAGGGAAUGUCCCUCAGCUGAAGUAUGAACAUCUGUUUUUCUGUUUUUCUUGGACGGAAAAGUGAGUUAUGAGUUAUGAAAAAAUACUUUCAAGAUAAAAAGAACCAGAAUCUUAUCUGUUGAGUCAUAUCAGCCUUUAUCUAAACUAAAGAGAGCCAAACGAGCAUUAGAGUUUAAUGCCGUUAAUCGAGGCUCAGAAAACGGAACCGUAGUGCCCGAAACUCCAAACGAAGACAACUAAUAUUGUUUCACAGAAGAUUAACUGACACGGAUUUCUCUGACAGGGGACCCCAAAAAUAGAUGCAUAUCAGGCCUUCUGUUACAUAACGCUGACUCCUAAAGGUUCAUACCAUCCAUGUUGAGUUGUACAACUGUUAUUAUAUACAUAUUUUCUGUCUGGGAUAAUCUAAGCCCAUCACAAACCCCUGGAGAUUCGAAGAUUCCAGUAGGACCUUAAUCCACAGGGUUCCCACCCAUUCUUAAACAUUAAAUUCAAGUACUUUCCAGGCCCAGUUUCUUUAAAUUCAAGGACUCCAAUAUGGCACCGUUUGAUUAAAAUUAUAAUGAGACCUUCCAACAAUAAAACAACUGAGCAACUGCAGCUCAAGAACUUUUAAUAAUCCAGUUCUUUCAAGGCCUUGACUUUCCCCUUCAAAUUCACAAACUUUAGAUUAUUUUAAGGACCCGUGGGAAGCUUGAGUCCAGUAGAUAACAUGACAUGCCUCAUAAUUUAAAUGAAUCAUGCCUUUAGCCAGACUGAACAUCAUCUAACCCAGACUUUAACUCACAGAAAUUCCCUGAAUCACCUGCAGAGUCACUUACCUUGAUGACAUCAGCAUUAAUAGUUGGGGUAUGCCUGCUUGUUCACUGUCUGGCUAUAAAUACAUGACUGACUAACUUUAAGUCAUCAAGUAAGUCAAUUAAAAUCAACCAGCGUGGGGUCUGGUGAUGCUGGGGUUAAUUUACUCAUGUGUGUGAUGACACAUCAUUGUCUAUCAGAGAAUACGUCACUGUUUUGUAUUUGUCUGUAACAGUACAGUGUUACCUUUGUUCUGUGGAAUAUUGUGCAACUGUCUUAUCACGUUGAACGCAUCGUAAAAUCUAAUUAAUCACCAUGAGUGGAAACAAAAUUAAGGAAAUCCCCCAUUGAAGAUCUGUACUGACCUCAGGCUCACAAAGAAACAAGCAAAUAUUUGUAUGUAUGCACAACCAGUCAUCGGUCAAUACGUGAAGAAGCGAGCGACAGUAUUUGGUUUUGCAAAUGUCACCUCUGCACAGUCGACAGUGUUUAAGUAGUGCAUGAAAAGCCUGCAGAUGUUUACGGAGUCAACAUCUUUUGUACACUCACUGCAGAUUUGACCUGAGCAGAGCUGUUUGUUCAUCUGUUUGGCAUUCAAUACAUGAACUUUUUUUCUAUGUAUCCACAUUAAUGAAGGACAAAGUAUAUAUUUCAACUAUAUCUGUAAAUGUACAGCCCGAUUCAAGUAGGACUUUGUCUCUUUUUUUCUUUGGCUCCAACCCUAACCCGAAAAAAUGUGGCAUGCUAAGAUUAAUGUGUAGUUUAAUUAUUAAUUUAAAUGAUUUAGGAUGCAGGUGCUUUAAUGGUCCAAACACAUGAACACUUACUCACUUAAAUGUUGUGAUUUGUUAUGUUACAGAUAGAAAUAAGUCCUGAUAAUACCGUUGAUGUUAUCGUACGUCGUUACACGGCUACUCAAAAGGAUUUAUAAUAAUUUGAGCUCGAUAUCAUCCCGUGAAACUGUUUGAUAAGUGUGUGAGAGAAGGAACUCUGGGUGCAAACAUCUUCUGAAUUCUUAUCGUUGACGUUGUCAAGAGUUAUGUAUGUCAUUUUGGUAAAUGUAUAAUAGAGCAUAGAUCACAUUCAGCAUUUUAUAACUCUGUUUUACAGAUGACAUUGCAUUGCUUUGUUUUUUUUUUAUGUGUUUUUACUACUGCUGCAAUAUGUGAAUACGUAAAUAUAUUUUUUAUCUUUGAGUA
Larimichthys crocea (large yellow croaker) is the source of this 3632-nucleotide messenger RNA. RefSeq names its product G protein-coupled receptor 31 (gene gpr31). Gene Ontology annotation, molecular function: G protein-coupled receptor activity. The record is from RefSeq and is a predicted model, not a curated record. The transcript is spliced from 2 exons. Bases 362 to 1375 code for a protein of 337 amino acids. Gene Ontology annotation, cellular component: membrane. Gene Ontology annotation, biological process: G protein-coupled receptor signaling pathway. NCBI's taxonomy places the organism in Eukaryota, Metazoa, Chordata, Actinopteri, Sciaenidae.